AUGGCGCCUCGCCGUAGGCCUGCUAAUCAACCGGCACAACAGAAUCAAGGAUUUCUGGAUGCCAUGUAUGCUGCCUUUCAAGGCAUGGCCACAAGAGCUCGAAACGAGCGGCCGGUUGAGGAUAGGAAGGAAGGGUACUUCCGGGAAUUUAGGCGUGCGCCUAUCCCCUCGUUUAAUAGUGAGGGAGGACCCCAGGAGGCGGAGUUCUGGAUUGACUCCAUAGUUAAGCACUUGAGUACUAUGGGAGUCCCAGAUGAAUACGGGGGGGAAUUUGCAGUGUAUAAGAUGGAAGGGUUAGCAAACACUUGGUGGAAACAGGUCAAGAGGAGAAUGGACGUCAUAGGAUUGACCUGGGAGCAGUUUCAGACGCUGUUCAAUGACCAGUAUUUCCCUCAGAGUUACAGGGAAGAAAAAGCACUUGAGUUCAUGUCGCUGCAGCAAGGUGACAUGUCGGUGAGGCAAUAUGAGGCUAAGUUUAAUGACCUGUCCCGGUUUGCGCCAUCUCUGGUGAGUCUGAACACAUGA
Messenger RNA from Morus notabilis, 525 nucleotides. RefSeq lists its product as uncharacterized. The record is from RefSeq and is a predicted model, not a curated record. Bases 1 to 525 code for a protein of 174 amino acids. The transcript has a single exon. NCBI's taxonomy places the organism in Eukaryota, Viridiplantae, Streptophyta, Magnoliopsida, Rosales, Moraceae.